Trematomus bernacchii (emerald rockcod) is the source of this 2028-nucleotide messenger RNA. It is a transcript of the gene tymp, whose product is annotated as thymidine phosphorylase. Gene Ontology annotation, molecular function: pyrimidine-nucleoside phosphorylase activity; 1,4-alpha-oligoglucan phosphorylase activity. Gene Ontology annotation, biological process: pyrimidine nucleobase metabolic process; pyrimidine nucleoside metabolic process. Lineage: Eukaryota; Metazoa; Chordata; Actinopteri; Perciformes; Nototheniidae. Gene Ontology annotation, cellular component: cytosol. The record is from RefSeq and is a predicted model, not a curated record.
CUCCUAUUGGCCGACGGACUCUUUACCUGUGACUGUUUCAUUGUGAGAAAACUCAGUCUGAAUCUACUGGGAACAGGUCGCCAUGACGUCCGUCCAGGAUCUGAUCAGGAAGAAAAGAGAUGGAGAAGCGCUGGCGAAUGAAGAAAUUAAAACAAUUUAUUGACGCUGUUACAACAAACGAUUCAGGGACUGUCAGACAGGCGCCAUGCUGAUGGCCAAUCUGCAAGGAAUGGUCCCCGAAGAGGUCGAGACGCUGACCCGCGAGAUGAUGUCAUCGGGGGAAGUGAUGUCAUGGCCGAAGGAGUGGGCGGGGCUUGUGGUGGACAAACAAUCAACAGGAGGCGUCGGAGAUAAAGUCAGUUUGGUGUUAGCGCCCGCGCUAGCUGCCUGCGGCUGUAAGGUGCCGAUGAUCAGUGGGCGGGGCUUAGCUCACACAGGAGGAACUCUGGAUAAACUGGAGUCAAUUCCUGGAUUCAACAUCCACCAAUCAGCUGCUCAGAUCCUGGAGAUCCUGGGCUCGGUGGGCUGUUGCAUUGUGGGUCAGACGGAGAGUUUGGUCCCUGCAGAUCGAGUCCUGUACGACCUGAGAGACGCCACCAGCACCGUCAACAGCCUGCCUCUCAUCACUGCCUCGAUCGUCUCAAAGAAAGGAGCCGAGUCUCUGUCGGCGCUGGUUCUGGACGUGAAGUUUGGACGAGCCGCUCUGUACAAAGACUUGGACAGCGCUAGAGAGCUAGCUCAGUCACUAGUGAGUAUUGGAACUUGCUGGGGCAUAGCGCACGCGGCGGCGCUCAGCUGUAUGGACGCUGUGAUUGGUCGAUGUGUGGGCAACAGUCUGGAAGUGAUGGAGUCUCUGGAGACGCUGAAGGGGCGAGGACCUGAAGACCUGAUGGAGCUCGUCACAACUCUGGGUAACCACCUCCUCCAGAUGACUGGCUCUGUGUCCGACCUAUCAGAGGGCAGGAGGAAGAUUUCUGACGCUGUGAUUGGUGGAGCUGCUCUCUCAAAGUUCCAGGCCAUGAUGGAGGCUCAGGGAGUAGCCAAUGAGACGGCUCGGUCUCUAUGCUCCGCCCACUCAGAUUACUACAGCGUCCUGAGGAAAGCUGAGCAUCAGAUGGAGCUGAAGAUGCCGACAGACGGAGAGGUUUUGGACGUCGAUGGUUUGGCGUUAGCUGAAGUUCUCCAUAAAUUGGGGGCGGGACGAUCGAGUGGGAAACCUGUCAAUCACAGCGUGGGGGCGGCUCUGGUGUCACUGGGUCAAAGAGUCAGCAAAGGCGCCUCCUGGCUGCGGCUGCAUUUCGAGACUCCGCGUCCGACUGCAGAUCAGAUCGAUCGCCUGCAGGGGGCGCUGACUGUCGGAUCAAACACACACACUCAUACACACACUUUAGUGAGGGAACUGCUGCCGCCUCAGUGACGCAAUGUUUAAUACUUAAACACAACUGCAGAUCAUGUGACUGUCAUGUGCGCGUUCGUGUGUGUUGGAGGGGCUCUGUUUUCAUUUUCAAAUUCUAGCGAUCUCGAGCUGGUUUCUCCCAAAAUGACCCCACCUUUAAAGUACACAUGUUUCCUAUGUAUACUACAAUAUUAAAUAAAUGAAGUAAAAAGAAGAGCCUCUGAAAGUAAAUAAACGUAUUGUUUUAUUUUCUCAAACAUGUGUUGGUAGCUAGUUAGCUUUAGCAUUACAGAAUUAAACAAAAGUGUUAUACUAAAUUAUUAUUUCUUUCUAACGCAAUCACAUUAUUAUAUAUUGUAAAAAACAACACAAAAGUUAUCAAUAAAUAUUGUUUAAAACCAACAACGUGUUUGUCUCUCUUAAUACCGUCCCACUUCCUGUUUGGUUAGCUCAUCGGUGCCUACUGAAGUCGUCUGGCUUUAACUAUGACAUUUUUUCACUUUUUUCGACAUACUAUAUGAUAUUAUGACUUGACCUGGAGCGCUUCGUAGGAUUUGUACUUCCAAAUUGACCUGUAUGUAAACACCUUUCAUUUUAAUUCGUACGUUACUUAUAAAGCUUUCUUUCUCUGA